CGUAUUCCGUCUGAAAAUUCGUGCGGCCCACGAAACAGAUCGGCACCUUCCUUCCCUUCCAUCUCUCUCUCUCUCUCUCUCUCUCUCUCCUCUACCAGGGCAGGCAGCAACAAAGCUGAAAGCAGCCAUUCGUUCAGCCGCACCGCCACUCUCUCUCUCUCUCUGCGUGGGGACUGAAGAGUUGAAUUUUCAAUCUCGGCCGCAUAUUUAAAAGGAGAGGAAGCUUACAAACAACAGAAAAUGCGGAGAUCAGUAAUUGGAGGUGCCAAACGCAGUAGUCUCUUCCUUCUCAAUCAAGCUCAUCGCUCCCUCCUCUCACCAAGUCCUCCUCCUCUGCACCACCAUCUUGGUUCUUCUCCUUCCUCCUCCGCCACCGCCCUCCUCCUCCUUCUCCGGCGCCUCUCCUCCUCCUCCGCUUCUUCUCCCCCUCCUCCCAACAUGUCGAACCCCGUUACCGUCCAAUCCAUAAACCCCAAGGUUUUGCAAUGCGAAUAUGCUGUUCGUGGAGAGAUUGUCAACCUUGCUCAGCGCCUGCAAGAAGAGUUAAAGGCUAACCCUGGUUCUCUUCCUUUUGAUGAGAUUCUCUAUUGCAACAUCGGAAACCCUCAGUCUCUUGGUCAGCUCCCCAUAACUUUCUUCCGAGAGGUUCUUGCGCUCUGUGACCAUCCUACGAUUUUGGACAAAGCUGAAACACAGGGCCUGUUCAGUGCUGACUCCAUAGAGCGAGCGUGGCAGAUUCUUGACCAAAUUCCCGGGAGAGCAACCGGUGCAUAUAGUCAUAGUCAGGGCAUCAAAGGAUUACGUGAUACGAUUGCUGCUGGUAUUGAAGCUCGUGAUGGCUUUCCUGCUAAUCCAAAUGAUAUAUUUCUCACAGAUGGUGCAAGUCCAGCUGUACACAUGAUGAUGCAAUUACUGAUAAGCUCCGAAAAAGAUGGAAUUCUGUGUCCCAUACCUCAGUACCCUUUGUACUCUGCAUCCAUUGCUCUCCAUGGUGGUAGUCUGAUUCCUUACUAUCUUGACGAAGAAACUGGCUGGGGCUUGGAAGUUUCUGAACUCAAGAAGCAAUUAGAGGAGGCUAGGUCAAAGGGGAUCAGUGUUAGGGCUCUGGUUGUUAUAAAUCCAGGCAACCCAACUGGACAGGUUCUUGCAGAGGAAAACCAGCGGGAUAUUGUGGAGUUCUGCAAGAAAGAGGGUCUUGUUCUUUUAGCAGAUGAGGUUUAUCAGGAAAAUAUCUAUGUUCCUGAGAAGAAAUUUCACUCGUUUAAGAAGGUUGCCCGAUCUAUGGGCUAUGGUGAUAAUGAUUUGUGUCUAGUAUCUUUCCAGUCUGUUUCGAAAGGGUACCAUGGUGAGUGUGGAAAGAGAGGAGGUUACAUGGAGAUCACAGGUUUUAGUCCUGAAGUCAGAGAGCAGAUAUACAAAGUGGCGUCUGUGAAUCUCUGCUCUAAUAUUUCUGGCCAAAUCCUUGCAAGUCUUGUCAUGAGCCCGCCCAAGGUUGGAGAUGAAUCUUAUGAAUCAUAUUCUGCCGAGAAAGACGGGAUUCUUGAAUCUCUGGCGAGGCGUGCCAAGACACUGGAAGAUGCAUUCAACAGUUUAGAGGGCAUAACAUGCAACAAAGCAGAGGGAGCAAUGUAUCUUUUCCCCCGGAUCAGGCUGCCUGAAAAGGCAAUCAAAGCUGCAGAAGCUGCAAAGACUGCCCCUGAUCUAUUUUAUUGCCGUCAUCUCCUAAAUGCUACUGGAGUGGUUGUGGUCCCUGGUUCCGGCUUUGGCCAGGUAAGAACUUGUUUUAAAAUGUUGUCAUAGCAGAAAAAAUAAGAUUGUACGUGUGGGAAAAGUCAUGGUAGUGCUAUAUCUAUUUGUGCCAAUAGUUUGCCAAUCCAUACUACCCUAGUCCUAGUUAUAUAUAAAACAAUAGCAGUAUGCUGACUUGUAAUAAUGCCCUCCUAUAUUGUCAAGAAUCUAGUCCUAGUUAAGGAUUUUACUGUUGGACGUUGGAUUUCUUUAGCGUAGAUGCUUGAUCACUGGAUAGGAUUUGAGGGUAUAUUUAUUGAUCACUUUGCUCUGUUCUGAUGAUGAAUUGGUUUUCUAGUUGUUGGUAGUCAUUGUGGCCAGGUCCUUCGAUGAGAAAGCAGUCAUUAACCAUGAUAUCAUGUUUUUGCGAUCAUAAUUUCUGGCGAAUAACAGUUACACCUGUCACUGAGUCUUUUCUUCCUUGGUUUGUAGGUUCCUGGAACGUGGCACUUUAGGUGUACCAUUUUGCCGCAGGAGGACAAGAUUCCGGCCAUUGUCUCACGGCUGACAGACUUCCACAAGAGCUUCAUGGAUGAGUACCGUGAUUAGAAAGAGCGUUGUUGUACUAUCAUCAGGGCUUCAGUUGGAAGUAGCUAAUAAUAAAGAUUGUACUCGUUUCAUUUUUCUGCUGCAAGUUUUUUCAGAGUUGAGAGACUAAAUAAGUGGCACUUGCCUUCACUUGGAGGGUUUGAUUGAUCAAUAGAUACUAUUGCCUCCAGGUUAUAUAUUGCGGCCAAUGAUGGGUUUGAAAACGAACGGGUAGCUUUGAGUUUGCUCUCUUUGUGCAUCUGCCGUUAAAAUGAAACACGAAUGAUGACCUUUCCGGCCAGCCCUACGGCUUAACUGAUAAUGGC
This is a messenger RNA of Linum tenue, 2642 nucleotides long. The record is from the annotation of a GenBank genome assembly. Lineage: Eukaryota; Viridiplantae; Streptophyta; Magnoliopsida; Malpighiales; Linaceae.